AGUCUUUAGUGCAGUUUAAACUCAAGGGAAUAUACUGGUGUUCCUCAGAGGAAAAGAAAAGGACUGCAGAGCUACUAUUCUGGCGGAGAAUCAUUUAAACCACCAUGAUGAAAAACAUCUCUACCACCCCUGCAACAACCACCUCCUGGACUACAAACAGCGCCCUUUUUCUCAUCACCAGAAAUACCACAGAGAUGAACUUGACCACGAUCCCUGACGCCACAAACAAUUGUACAGACGAUGAUGCACUGCAAAGCCUGUUGGCGGUGCUCUACUCUAUAAUCUUCAUCCUGGGUUUAGUGGGGAACCUGGUGGCCCUUUGGGUUUUCUUCUGUGUUCACUCUAAGAAGAACUCUGUGCGGGUGUUUCUCAUAAACACAGCUUUCGCAGACCUGCUGCUGGUGGUAUGUCUGCCAUUCAGGAUUCUCUAUCACAGCCAGGGUAACCAGUGGAACUUACAUCCCAUCUUGUGUAAAGUCGUGGGUAACCUCUUCUACAUGAACAUGUAUAUCAGUGUCACACUGCUGGGGUUGAUCAGCGUGGAUCGCUACCUGAAGAUCCAUCGUGGUGCAGGGGGGCAGCACAGACUGCGGUCUACAAGGUGGAGUAAAGCCCUCUGUGCAGUCCUCUGGAUUGUGUCCUGUGCCCUGGCCUUGCCACUCCUGAUGUCAAAGAAUCACGCCAAGACGAAAAGGUGUUUCCAUUACAAGCAGCUCCAUGAUGAAAAGUGGAAAGCCUACAUCAAUAUCUUCGUACUGGUUCUCUUCUGGCUCAUAUUCAUCUGUCUGGUGGUGUCUUACGGAAAGAUUGCCCUCAAGCUUCUGAAAACAUCCAAAGAGAAACCAGACCUGCCCAACGCAGCCCACUACGCUCGAACGGCCAAGAAGUCCUUCUUCAUCCUCUUUGUCUUCACCGUCUGUUUUGUCCCCUAUCACACGGUCAGGGUGUUUUACAUAAAAACCCAGAUCACAGACACUUUAUGUUUCUGGCAGAAUUUGGCUGACAAAACCAACGAGGUGGCUUUGGUAUUUUCCGCCCUCAACAGCUGCCUGGAUCCCGUUAUGUACUUCCUGUUGUCCUCGUCAGUGAGGAAGGAGGUGCUGCGCUUGGUGAGCAACGUGUUUUGUGUGCGAGAUGUUCCUGGAGUCAGCGGGAGCAGCUCCAGUGCCGAGUGGGACGGUAAGCCUGGGAGGACUGUCAGAGGACAGGCACACAACAACUUAUUCAGCCAUUUGAAGGACAGCUCAGAUGAACUCUAAAGGUAUUCUGAGACAAUAAGCCUCCAUCGUUUACAACAUGAACAUGACAGGCAAGGAGAGUGAGGUUGGAUCAACCAAGGAAAACCAUGCAGGAACAAACUUCAAGUUUAAGUGUGAAAGUUUUAGUGGCAUCUAGUAGUGAGAGUUGUGAAUUGCAACCAACUGUCCAGUCUACCACUGACCCACUUUCUGUCGAUAGAUCCUCAGAAAUAUUACACACUGAACCUUUAAGUCAGAAUGUGGAAUCAACAUGGACACUACUACAAAGAUGUGUUGGUUUAACAUUAUCAGAGCAUGUAAACAACUCCAUGUUGCCCGCCAUGUUUUAUGACAUCAACAACUCCUGUACCAACAUUUCCUUAAACUUAACUUCAGCAGAUUCGUCAUUGACCAUAUUUUAAAGAUUUUGCAUUGAUGUGGGAGAAUGUGGUAUUUUGCUUUUCUAAAAGUCAAAUCAAAAAAUUCCACAAUAAUAAAUGUAAAUUCAGGAGUCAAAUUAUUACAUCAAUUACAUUACAAUAUCUCAUUUUAAUUUCUAAAUCCAAUAACAAAAGGCUAUGAAAACUGUCAUCAUAAGGUCCACUUUUAAUUUCUUUAUUUAAUAUGG
This is a messenger RNA of Micropterus dolomieu (smallmouth bass), 1866 nucleotides long. RefSeq names its product G protein-coupled receptor 34b (gene gpr34b). Gene Ontology annotation, biological process: G protein-coupled receptor signaling pathway. Gene Ontology annotation, molecular function: G protein-coupled purinergic nucleotide receptor activity. Gene Ontology annotation, cellular component: membrane. The transcript has 3 exons. Lineage: Eukaryota; Metazoa; Chordata; Actinopteri; Centrarchiformes; Centrarchidae. The coding region runs from base 105 to 1259 and encodes 384 amino acids. The record is from RefSeq and is a predicted model, not a curated record.